Geodia barretti is the source of this 4592-nucleotide messenger RNA. NCBI's taxonomy places the organism in Eukaryota, Metazoa, Porifera, Demospongiae, Tetractinellida, Geodiidae. The record is from the annotation of a GenBank genome assembly.
CCUGUUUGCGGUGUAUAAAACGCCUGGUCAAGGUGCAGAGUAAUGCUUGCUGGAGAGAAGGCCAAAUAUAGGUCUCCUCCCCUGGCAGCUCCGCACGGAACAAGUACUCGACAAGUACUGUCCGACAUAGCCUGGAACUAACACACAUCCUUAGCAACCAGAGCUGCAAAAUCGAGUGCGAGAGAUCGAACAGGUAAUCUAGCGACCGAUUGCUCCUGCGGCCAUAAUGGACGGCGGCGACUUCUCCUGUGACAAGUUUCAGCCUCAGAAAUGGAGGAAAGACGUGUGUCGGAACUGUUACCAGUCGUUGAGGGUGCACGCCGGGAAGCCCGAGACUUCCCCGACCAGCCCCGGAGGAGUGGGAGGGAAAGACGCGAAGGUCUUCCAGAGGUUUCGCGUCAAUAAAGAGAAGGCCAUCGACCGUUCCGUGCCGGCGAGAGAGAGAACUCCGCAGAAGGAAAAUCUGGAGGGUAUAUCCGCUGGAAAAGUUGCCAGUGUUGCGGGGGACGCCCCCGGGGAUCAGAUGAAAUCUCCUUCCCCAGUGUCGCCUGCGGAAAAUUCCGUCUCACCCCUACCACCUUCGUCUUCGGUGAGAUCAGCUCUUUCGAAACCCCAGCAGCCCCCAGUUGGUUCCAGCGAGGGUGCCCCUUUCAUAUCUCCCAAAUCACCUCCCGCUGUCGUUUCCAAGCCGACCGCUAAUCAUGCACCUCUGGUUGCCAAGGUAACCCCACCCAUUGGAUUAGGAACCUCUUAUCCCAGAAGCACUGGCGGUGCAAAAGUCCCCUCUCGUCCGCCACCCCCUGCUUCUGCCAUCCACAAACUACCACCACCUGCUACUGCCGGUGCCACUAGAGGACCACUGUCGACCAAAAGACCCUCGCCCACCCCCCCUACCGCACCGGUCCAUUCUCCAACCAACGAAACCGAAACGGAACCAGUCUACGCUUUGCGUCAGCUUCCGGGCGGUGCUGAGAAUGAUUCCGACGCCAACAAAGAAGUUGAAUUGAAAACAGAAGUGAUAAAAGCUGAUAUCAGCCGCCAAGAAGAGGCUCUGGCAAAGGAAGAGGAAUUGAAAACAAACAAAGACCAGUCGAAAACAAACGAUUUAGAAGAGUCGGCAGACGUCUUGUGUUCUGAAGUCAGCGAGCCUUUAGUUGCUGAAAGUGAAACUCCUAGAGAGGGUCAGGGAGAGUGUAAUGGAGAGACAGUGGAGGAAGAGGGAGAAAGAGAGGGCGAGAAAAAGUUGGAAGAUGUAAAAGAGGAAGAAGAGAGGGUUACAAUAGACGGAGCGAUAGUGGAAGAAGUCAUGGAAGUUGUAGAAAUGACAGAUUCGGCAACUAAACUGGAGUGCUUAUUCACCGAACCAGACCCCACGGGGGGCAGAGUCGAUGAGGGGACAGAAAAUGAAGAAAUAAGGGGGUCGCAAAUUUCAGCCGGAGAGGAGGGGGUAGAUGGUGGACCUCAAGAAGCUGUGAAUGAAACAAGUGAGGUGAUGGAGAUGGAGAGAGAGGAGGGAGAGAGUCUGAAACUUGCCGUGAGUCAGCUGACAGAGGCGAGAACAGAUGAAGUCACUGAGUCAGGCGAAGUAGUGGACGUUGCUAGUACCGAGCCAGAUGGGGCGAUGGUAGCAGACGAGGAGGGAGAGGGAAAAGACGAGGGAGAUGGGGAAGGGACAGAUGGGGUCAUGAAGUCACUCAAGCGGAAACUGUCCAUCAAGAAAAAGCCAAAAAAGGCUGCGGCAGACGCUGCAGAAAACAGCUCAUCCACAGAACAAGGACCAGUUGAGCCAGCUCCCCCAGACGACGAGCCUGCCCCGCCUGCUGAGGCUGAAGCUCCUCCCCCUCCCCCGCCUCCCGCUGCUCUCCCACCUCCCCCACCUCCCCCACCUCCUCCUCCUCCACCUCCCGCGCCACUCCCCCCACCUGGUAGAGGUCGUCCCGUGAGGCCACCAGCUGCCGGAAACAACGCAAGAGAAGCAACACUGGCAGCCAUCCAACAGGGAGUGAGUCUGAGGCGGGCCCCGCGACCGGGAGAACGAGAGGGACCUGCUUUUUCGGCUCACGAUCAGCUCAUGGGCUCAAUUAGAGGGGGCGUGGCCCUGAGGACGGCGCCACGCCCACAGGAACGGCCUCCGGGCGGAGAGAAAGUCGUGGAUUUCGCGUCUGAGUUGAGGCAGAAGAUGAUGAAACAUCGCAGGCAAGAGACGCAGGGAGCAGUGGAAAAGGUCCAGGAGCAGCGAGAGGAGAUCCAGAGAAUGAUAGACGCUAUCCUAGUGAUGCAGGGGAGUCCUUCCUUCAUCCACCAACUGAAGUCACUCAUGGAACAGACCGAGGCUUUUCUACGAAGAAUCAACUUGACGGAAGAAAUUCUGCAGCAGAAAGCUCAGUGGCCAGCCCAACUGGUGACAGAUCUCCGUGAAGUGCUAGGAUACAUGGAGAGUAUGGAGUCGAAAAUAAGGGCAGCUCGGAGCCUCUGCGAUCAGACCAUGCAGGGGUCAAGUGGCGGAGUUUGUCAGUGGAGGGUCAAUUCACAGGCAGUGGAGCGAUGCGUUGCUGAUGUCGUCAAGAUUGCCAGAGAGUUGAAUUCAGACGAAUCGAGAUAUUUUCAAGCUUCACGGUCAUUUCCAGUGGACAGGGCAGAUCUCCAGUCCCUGGUCUCCAGAGCUGGUGACGCAGUCUCCCCGCUACUGGACAGGCUGUACGAAAAAGCCCUCCAAUCACACGAGGCCGUUUUUGACCCCACCGUCUCCAAAUACGACCUCGGAUUCCGUCUACAGAGUGCCCUACGCAUGCUCAGAAUGUGCUGUAAUAUGUCUGACACUCUUGCCAUGUACGUCUCUGUCCCUCGCCACGCCCACUAUUCCGAGGCACAGUUGAAGUGUCGUGAACUGGAAACAGAAUUCCAUAAGACCAUGAAAGUCCAAGAGCAACAGGGAGAAUGGGACACAGACGAGAUGCUGCAGCUUCAGAGCACUGAAACGGUACAUUCUGUUGGGUGGAGAGUAAUUUUUAAAUACAAGUGUAUGUAUGUAUGUAUGUAUGUCUCUCACUGUCUGUAGAGUUCAGAGGUCAAAGCAGAGACUGCCAUGGUAACGUCGUUACUGGAGGGUGUGGCUAGUGGAGGGGCAGAGCUUGAAGCCGCCCUGGCGGAGUUGACUGAAAAAAUGUAUUUCAAGAUCGAAGUCCAACUAGUCAAGGCUGCAGUUACUUCGGGAGACGAGAAGGUGAUAGAUGACGUAAUGUCCCUGAGGGAGAGGUUCUGUGGCGGCGAUGACAUCAUCAAACACAGACGGGAUUUUGAUUGGCUACUGGAAGCUGUUACCAAGGGCAAGAUGGAGAUGGUGGGGUAUUUGGUGGAGAAGCAUGGAUUGCCAAUCAACUGUCACAGUAGCAAUGCUGGGAACACGAUUCUGCAUCGAGCAGUCCAGAGGCAGGAUUUUCCAAUGAUGUCACAUCUAAUUAAAUUAGGGGCCGACCCUCUCUUGGGUAACACAGCAGGUCGUACACCAGUACAACUGCUCGCUCUCAAGUGUUUCCCUCCAAAGCACAUCAGAGCUGUGGAAGAAAAAGAACCUCUGUUUGACCUGUCGUCCUACAUCAACAGCCCUAACCUGAGUGACGUCGUCCUGGUAACCUCAGACGAUAAACGAUUCCACGCUCACCGACUGGUCCUCUGUGCACAGAGCCCUGUUCUCAAAUCAAUGCUGGACUCUGACCUCUGGACUGAGUCUAAAAAUAGAGAGAUCGCCAUGCCAAUGGUGAGUGGGCGUGUCCUCCAGGUGGUGCUGGAAUACCUGUACACUGGACGAUGUCUUUUUCCUCCAGACGACCUCAACCUGGGGAUUGAGUUGCUGGUGGCAGCUGAUCAGCUCCUGUUGGAGCCGAUGAAGAGAAAGUGUGAGAAGACACUGAGUGAGAAGAUAGACGUCGAGGUAGCCGUCCCGAUGUACCAGACGGCGUACCACUACUCUGCGUCACAGCUGCUGGCCUGUUCCUCUCACUACCUCCUCCUCAACUACAAGGAGAUACAGGACCCAGGUUUACUGUUUCAAGUCUUUGAAAAGCUGUCCUGUGUGUAGCUUAGUUGUAGGGGUCAGAGUGAGCCAACCCUCAAUAUACAACUCUUGCCAGUUUUCCUUCAAAUAUGUUCUAAGUGUCCUUAUAGACCAAAAAGCAGCAAGAGUUGUAUAUUGAGGGUUGGCACACUUUGUCUUGGGACCUCUUUGUUGACACUGUUUAUUGUGAAAUUGAAAAAUGGGCAGUGAAACUGUGACGAGACCAUCCAACUUUGGCUCUGUCCAACACUAAUGCAUCUGAAUAAGGCACACCUCUCAAUAAAGCACUCUUUCAAUGUGGGGCUCAAUGUAGAAGGAAAGAGACUUUUUCUUUUGGGUGUCGAACUCGGAUGUUGUCAUUCCUCCUGUCCCCCUCUUUUCUCUUCACGUGAUAAUUGUCCAGGUCACGAAGUGUUACUGCAGCUGCUACAGAACCAUUCUCCAGACCAGCGGUAGUUGCAACUUUCAGGAGUAGCCGAGUCAAGUGUUAUAAUUCAUUCAUCACUGACGAAUUUCUAGCGUGUGUAUGUGUAGAUGU